Messenger RNA from Bicyclus anynana (squinting bush brown), 3835 nucleotides. RefSeq lists its product as uncharacterized. The record is from RefSeq and is a predicted model, not a curated record. NCBI's taxonomy places the organism in Eukaryota, Metazoa, Arthropoda, Insecta, Lepidoptera, Nymphalidae. Gene Ontology annotation, molecular function: nucleic acid binding. Gene Ontology annotation, biological process: DNA integration. The coding region runs from base 178 to 3747 and encodes 1189 amino acids. The transcript has 2 exons.
AUAACAAGCCGAGCCUGGAAGAGUUUCUCCAGUACCUUGAGAAACGGGCCUUGGCUUUAGAAAAUGCUGAGCAAGGUCACACUGCGGGUAACUCACGGGUAGCAGCUCUCGCCACGCAGGGAUCAUCAUGCAGUUACUACCUUGUUGCCGAGCAAUCAGAACGUGGUGGUGGUGCCAAUGAACCUCAGCUCACCAGCUGCAAGUGAUCCUCACGGGUCACAACAGGUUCUCCCUACUGCUUCGUGUCACACUACAUCACAAGGGUCUCCAGGGUUUGAAUUACACAUAUUUCCAACACUAUUUGGUCACAUAAUAGGAGGAGGUUUGCCAGUCAAUUUAUCCAAACCAUCUUGUCACAAAGUAGCAUUAAAAUGUGAGCUAGAUAUACAAAAAACAAUUUCUCAGUUUUGGUCUUAUGAAAAGGUCCCAGAAUUAUUGCAUGAAAAAACUUCUGAACAGGAGCUGUGUGAACACAUAUUUCAAGGCUCUGUCAAAUUAGAAAAUAAUCACUUUCAAGUUACCUUACCAUUGAAAUUACCUUUAGAAGAUAUUAAUGGCAUAUUAGGCGAAUCCUUUCACCUUGCUUUAAAGAGAUUUUUAAAUUUAGAAAAGAAAUUGCAUUCAAAUCCAAAUCUAUUCAUGCAAUAUCAAAGAUUUAUCCAUGAAUACUUAUCACUUAACCAUGGUCAUUAUAUGGACAUUGAACUGUAUGACAUAAACAAACAAGCAACUUACUAUUUACCCCAUCAUGCAGUAAUAAAUGAAAAUUCAAGUACAACCCGACUUCGGUGUGUAUUUGAUGCUUCAAUGAAAACUGACAAGAAGGUCAGCUUAAACAGUUUACAACUCAAUGGACCGGUAGUGCAAAAAGAUCUUUUUGAUAUACUCAUGCUAUUCAGAUUUGGCAAAUAUACAUUCACAACGGACAUCAAACAUAUGUUCCGCAAUAUAAAAAUUGAUCCCAAAUUCACUUCUCUACAAAACAUUCUUUGGAGAGACAAUCCAAGUGAAUCAAUUAAAUGUAUUAGAUUAGACACAGUAACAUACGGUUUAAAAAGCUCUAGUUACUUGGCAACACGUUGUUUAAAGGAGCUAGCAAUUAGGUACGAAAAUUUGUAUCCUCUAGCUUCCAACAUAAUUAAUAAUCAUACAUAUGUUGACGAUAUUCUUUACACAGAUCAUGAUUUCAACUCAGUUAUAACUGCAAGGAAUCAACUACGCGAAAUACUCAGUCUAGGUGGAUUUCAUACACACAAGUGGGCCUCAAAUAAUAAAAGCAUACUGUCAGAUAUACCACAGACCGAGCAACAACAUUUUUGUAGUUUAGAUUUGCAAAAAGAAAAUUUCGACAUGAAAGCUUUAGGGCUGCGCAUUAAUGUUAUAGAUGAUAACUUUAUAAUAUCAUCCCCUGAACCGUUUAACCCUAAAGAAAUAACAAAAAGAAGAAUAUUAAGUUACAUAGGUAGGUUCUACGACCCUAUGGGGUUUGCAAGUCCUAUUAUAGUAACAGCAAAGGUCAUCAUGCAAAAAAUAUGGCUACAAAAUAUUGAUUGGAAUUCCACUCCCCCUCUUAACAUUCAAGAAGAGUGGCUACAGUUUACAGCUGAUCUAUUAGCAAUGGAGCCAAUUAAACUAAGUAGAAAUAUAGAUAUUUCAGAAAAUUACACUGCAGAGCUGGUGGGAUUUGCUGAUGCUUCGAGUUCCACGGCCUACGGUUGCUGUGUAUACCUGCGAGUCAACAAAUUAGGUAACUCAAAUGCUUACUUGCUCUGUUCGAAAUCUAGAAUAAAUCCUAUUCAAAAGAAGGGCAUGACAGUGCCAAGGCUUGAAUUGAAUGCUGCACUCUUGUUAUCUAAGUUAAUGGCAAAAACAUAUGAUUCACUUAAGCUUAAAGUUAAAAUAAAGGAUGUAUAUCUAUUCAGUGAUUCAAAGAUUGUUCUUGCAUGGAUUGACACUGAAUUGAUGCAGCUUCAAGCUUAUAUAGCGAACAGAGUGAGUGUCAUUCGUCAGGCUACAGGUGCAUGGUCAUGGCUUUAUGUCAACACCAAAGAAAAUCCUGCCGACCUCAUCAGCAGAGGGCUAAAGCCAGGCGAGCUGAACCGGUGCCAGUUAUGGUGGAACGGGCCACAAUUUCUACGUAACAGUGAGUACAAUUUUGAUUGUUGUAAACCAGAGCUCCCCAGCACUCUACCCGAGGUGAGGCCUUGCUUAGUGCUUUCUGAUGACCAAUCAUCAAAUUCUAUUGAAUAUAUUUUCAAACAAUUAUAUAAUUAUUCUAAUAUUACAAAAAUCAUUAGGCUCAUGGCUUAUAUGUUAAGAUUUUUGAAUAAUGUAAAUAAACAUAAAAAUAAAAUAAAUAGUAAAUAUUUAACAAGCUCAGAGCUUGAAAAUGCCUUAAUGGUUAUAGUUAAACAUGAACAAGGUGUCCAUUUCAAAUCUGAAAUUAAUGCACUUUGCAAAGGCAAUAAUUUAAAAGGAACUCUUGUGAACCUACAUCCUUUCAUUGAUAACCUAGGUCUUUUACGUGUAGGUGGGAGGCUCCACCAUGCUGCCAUACCACUGUCACAAAAACAUCCUGUUAUCCUACCAAAGGACUCUUUAAUUACUAGCUUGAUUAUUAAAAGCGAACAUGAAAGAUUACUGCAUGCAGGACCUAAGCUUCUGCUUUCAAGUUUAAACCAAAAAUUUUGGAUUGUAAAUGGCUUAUUACAUAUUAAGAAAAUAACCCACAAAUGUAUUAUAUGUUUUAGAAAUAAGGCGACAGCUGCUCAACAGCUAAUGGGCUCACUGCCAGCCAGCCGUGUCACAGCCACGAGCCGACCGUUCCAGGUUAUCGGCUUGGACUUUGCUGGGCCUGUAGACGUCAAGCUAUCGCGAAUUAGACGCUCUGUAGUCGGAAAAGGUUAUAUAUGCGUUUUUGUAUGCUUUACCACGAAGGCAGUUCACUUAGAACUGGCUUCGGACUUAACCACAGAAACAUUUCUAGGCUGUCUCAAAAGGCAAAUAAGCAGACGUGGAAAGCCCAGCCAGGUCCACUGUGACAAUUUUAGCUCAUUCAAAUCGGCUAGCAACCAAUUAAAUGAAUUGUAUAAGCUGCAUGCAUCUCAGUAUCACCAGGCAAACGUACAAAAAUUUGCUGCAGAACAAGGUAUAAAUUUCCAUUUCAUUCCGUGCUAUUCUCCUACGUUUGGUGGUCUCUGGGAGGCAGCAGUUAAAAGUACAAAAUACCAUUUAAGGCGAGUUGUACAAAAUAGUUUAUUGACAUAUGAACAGCUUAACACAGUUCUUUGUGAGAUUGAAGCUGUACUUAAUUCAAGACCAUUGUUAUCACUCUCAUCUGAUCCAGAUGACUUUUAUUAUUUAACACCUGGUCACUUUAUUAUUGGUAGUGCGUUAACUAUGUAUCCAGAAAACAAUUUAAUUAAUGUACCUAAAAAUAAACUUAAGUUUUGGCAGCUAUGUACUAAUUUAAAACAACAAUUUUGGAAGGUUUGGCAUAAAUAUUAUUUAAAUAUUCUCCAAAAUAGGCCAAAAUGGCGCCAAGACCAGAAUAAUGUUAAAGUAGGAAGUUUAGUUAUUCUAAAGGAUGAUAAUUUAUAUCCUAUGUACUGGCCCAUGGCACGAAUUGUAAGAUUAUGUCCUGGUCACGAUGGAAAGGUCAGGGCCGUCGAGGUCAUGACCCCAAAUAAAAAAACACACAUUCGAGCCAUUAACAAAAUAUGUGUAUUGCCAAUAGAUUCCAAUUAGUAUUUAAUUAUUAUAAGAAUGUUUAUUAAGAAAAUUUUAAAUUUAACAUUGUAAGCAACAAUUAAACUUAACUUGUAAAAUGUUUAAA